AGGCAAAAAUGGAUCGUGGACAGUUCAUAGAUAUAGGCGCAUUUGAUGUAGAUGCUGUUGAUAUGGAUUGUGCUCCUCAGUCAGCUGAGCAGUACUUGCAGCAGGUUAUAGCUGAUCGUGUACGAGGUCCAUCAUGUGUGUCCAUAAUCCAGCCCAGUGUGUCUGACUUGGAGACAGAAAAGGAGGCCCCUCCCAGUACAUCUAAGGCUGAGCAUGAUCCGCGUGCUCCAUCUAGAGAAUGGCGUACUGCUAAGGUGGCAGAGUUCUCCUUGUUGCGCUCUAGAAUGGAGAAGGCGCCGAAAAAGAAGGCAUUGAGACUGCAGUGGCCUAAUUUGACAAAUUCAGAGCAAUGGGAGGAGUUGCUGUUGCGACGAUGCCAUCCGAAAUGUGUACAGUUCUUGCCAUCAUUCCCAAAUCAUCAAGGGACCCCACCAGCUGUGCCUGUUGUCUUGAGUCUGACCUCAGCCAUGGUUGAGAACGUGAUACAGUAUGCUGUAGAAUGGGCUGAGUGUGAUGGACUCUCUAGGCCACUGAGAGAAUGGAUCUUUGUCCUGCUUUUGCUGAUUCAUAAGCCGGUGAUGCCUGAUGUAUGUGCUGCUAUGCGAGCACUGGCAAAUCUAUGUAGAAGGAGCAGAAGUGCUCUGGACUUGGAAAGGAAGGAUGAAAUUCGUGAAUUGUCUUGGUUCAUAGCCAUUGUUGCUGAGUACUUCGGACAAACUGAUCUUGCUGAUUUGUGAAAUUUAAUCGUAAUAUGUACCGAUUAUCUUUGCGAGAACUGGUCCCUAGCAUCGUACGUUUCGAUCCAAAUUCAGUGUCUGUAAUUGCUCGCUAUUGUAUUCUUUCUUUACUCCUCGCAAAUCAUUGAUUUGUGGGCUUUCUCUACAUUUUUGACUUGGUUUCUAAAAGGGAAGUCCGUCUGAGC
Molecule: messenger RNA, 922 nt
Organism: Cylicocyclus nassatus
Lineage: Eukaryota; Metazoa; Nematoda; Chromadorea; Rhabditida; Strongylidae
Source: the annotation of a GenBank genome assembly